AUGUUCUUGCAACGCUCUGCUAUCGCUGCGGCUCGCCGCGCCGCCGUCACUCCGGCCAUUGCCCGCGGUUUCGCCACUUCCUUUGCUCGCCGUUCUGCUGCUUCUCCUUCAACCCCCAGCGAGCAGGCUGCUGCCCUUGCCGGCUCUGCCCAGAAGAAGGUCGGCACCUACAAGACUCUGUCUGAGGUCAAGGUCGAGGAGGACCUCGUCGGACCCGGUGGCCAGCCCGGCACUGUCCCCACCGAUCUCGAACAGGCCACCGGUCUCGAGCGUCUCGAAAUCCUCGGAAAGAUGGAGGGCGUCGACGUCUUCGACAUGCGCCCCCUCGACGCCAGCCGCAAGGGAACCUUGGAGAACCCCAUCCUGGUCCGCUCCGCCGGCGAGGAGCAGCUCGCUGGCUGCACCGGCUCUCCCGCCGACUCCCACGUCGUCAUCUGGCUCGGUCUGUCCAAGGAGCGCCCCAUUGAGCGAUGCCCCGAGUGCGGCAGCGUCUACAAGAUGGAGUACGUCGGUGCCGAGGAUCACCACGGCCACCACCACCACGCCCAGGAGAUCGAGGAGCCCAAGACUUUCGCCGACUUCGUCAAGCCCGAGUACCGCUACCGAUAA
Messenger RNA from Trichoderma breve, 609 nucleotides. Its product is annotated as cytochrome c oxidase subunit vb domain-containing protein. Gene Ontology annotation, biological process: mitochondrial electron transport, cytochrome c to oxygen. The record is from RefSeq and is a predicted model, not a curated record. Lineage: Eukaryota; Fungi; Ascomycota; Sordariomycetes; Hypocreales; Hypocreaceae. The coding region runs from base 1 to 609 and encodes 202 amino acids. The transcript is spliced from 4 exons. Gene Ontology annotation, cellular component: mitochondrial envelope.